AUGGAUGGCCAUGAGUACUCGCAGCUCGCUUCCAAAAUCCCUUGCUUUCUCACGAACAUGCAUGGCUUUCUGUCGAUCCAUGACCUUCCUCAACAACAGCUCCGGUUCACAAGACAACGUGAAAGACAAUGGCGACUCGCUGCCGCAGCUUGCCGCACGUGCACCCGUCUGACCUGGCCACCACGGUACGCUACGCAACGAACGCGCACUGCAACACUCAUGGCAACGUUCGAUGUUCCGACGAGAAGCUUUCCUGUACCUGAGAAGACGCGUACGUACCUCCGGAGGCAGCCGCUCAUUGUCUGCAUUCGGCUCAAGAGCUUCAUCCUGGACCAGUAUGCAGGCGCUCGAGAUGCACUUGAGGCGCAACGCAAGAGGUUGCUGACGCUUGCCGCGGGCCAUGGUGUUGAACUAACCGACCAGGAGAGCCAAACUGCCGCAAUGAUCAUUCAGAUCGUUGAAACUCUUCAGAAUGCGGGUCUACACAACUUCGAAAUCACCAUGGACAUGCCAGGAGUGGAAUGGGCACUCCGCUACCUUCACGAAACGAGAGGCACAAGCAUCCUCCUGGGUGCAGGCACUGUGCUCCACGCGAGUCAGCUGGAAAGGGCGAUCGCCUGCGGCUGCCGCUUUACCAUGUCGCCUGUGUUCCUACCCGGACGAUCUGAGCAACUCAUUGCUUAUGCUCGCGAGCACAAUGUCCUGUUCAUACCGGGUGCUGCAACUCCUUCGGAGUGCGUUCAGGCCUCGCUAGCUCUUGGGGAAUAUCAGCCUGUGAAGGUGUUCCCCGCUGAUGUCGUCGGUGGCCUGCGAUUUAUUCGGGCACUGGCAGGCCCCUUGAGUCAUAUUCCCCUGAUCCCAACCUCGGGCGUAACCUUUGACGUCGUUGAAGACUACCUAUCUGCAGACAAUGUGUACGCAGUUGGUGUGUCACAGCAGAUCCUUCCGACCUCACGUCUACUGGCUGGCGACUGGCCUCAGAUUCACCGUCUGGCCUGCGUUUGGCGGAAAGCCGUGGAGUCUGCCGCCCCGAGUCCAUGA
Messenger RNA from Cyanidioschyzon merolae strain 10D, 1041 nucleotides. RefSeq names its product 2-dehydro-3-deoxyphosphogluconate aldolase, 4-hydroxy-2-oxoglutarate aldolase. Gene Ontology annotation, molecular function: lyase activity. The record is from RefSeq and is a predicted model, not a curated record. Bases 1 to 1041 code for a protein of 346 amino acids. The transcript has a single exon. NCBI's taxonomy places the organism in Eukaryota, Rhodophyta, Bangiophyceae, Cyanidiales, Cyanidiaceae.